Molecule: messenger RNA, 3313 nt
Organism: Ruditapes philippinarum (Manila clam)
Lineage: Eukaryota; Metazoa; Mollusca; Bivalvia; Venerida; Veneridae
Exons: 2
Coding region: 432-1673 (413 amino acids)
Biological process (GO): arachidonate secretion; phospholipid metabolic process
Molecular function (GO): A2-type glycerophospholipase activity
Source: RefSeq, a predicted model, not a curated record
AAAGUUGUUCGAUAGCGGGACAGCAAGGAUUAUAGUGGGAAAGACGUUAGUGUAUGUGAGAGAAGAAAUGAGCUAAAUGUUUCUAUGAAGUUGGUCAGUGACGCCUGAUUUGCUUGAUAAGUUAGUCGGGAAUUUAAAAUUUGAUAUGAUUGUCGCUUCAAUAAUUUGUGGGCGGUACAUUGUGUUAGGCGCAAAUAAACUAAUGGACACUUGAAAAAUUUAGAGAGUAGUUAAUCUUUUCAAAUAUUCUAAUGAACGUAUUAUUUGUGUAAAUAUAAAUCCGCUUUCACGCUAUUGAAAACAUUUGAAGAGGAAUUUUUUAAGCAUUGCAAUUAGUGAAUGAUUAACCCUUGAAUGUUUCGGACGGACCAUAAACUGAAGUGUAGGUUUUUUGUUUCUGAGAUGUAAAAUUGUAUCAAGAAAACUUCAAAAUGGACCCAGUGAAAAUAUUGUGUUUCAUGUUUUCUAUUUUGCUGGGAGAUAUGUGGAUCUUAAGUUCGGCAAAACAUUUGCCAGAAGACGAGACCAACUGGCUGAGAAUUCGAACCAGGAUCCUUUAUCCUCAGAAUUUCGCGAGUGUUCGUAUAAAUUCACAUAAUGAAAGGGAGCUACGUGUGUGUUACGGGAAAGUGUUAGCGUUGGAAACAUACAUGUCAAGUGGCUAUUCAUUGGAUUAUGAUAUGGUUUUACGGCAAAUUACCGACGGCCGACGAAUUUUACAGGCGGUGUACCAAGGAGGGGUUAUGAAAGAAUGCGACUUUUCACAAGACUCUAAUCAAAUGCUAGAUUUCGUGUCAAAUUUUAUGGCGUCAGAUUACUUUGGAGAUGAUUACGGGGACAUUAUUUCCUCAAUUUCGUAUUCAAACUACACAAGAAAAAAUACGAUGCUUGCUUAUCGGAGGCUCAAACAAUUAGAUUCUUUAAAAGAAGUGUCAGAGCUGACCGAUAUGCGUUUAUUUAGAAAGCAAUGCCGAGAAUUUCUGACGAGUGCAAAUUUAAUUGCGAAGAAAGAAGCUCAGUCAGGCAACUUUACAGAUAUUUAUGCUGAAAUCCUUGAACACACAGACCCUGAGAAAAUUAGUGAAUUCAAUAAAGAACUUUUGGCUAAACAUCCUAGCAAAUUCACUAAAACCCCACCAAUCACGGAACACGACAUCAGCAAGCGUUCAACUGCACCACUCAAACGCAAACGCUCGAAACGUGCCUCUUUCGAUUUCAAUAGCGUGCUUAUAUUUCCAGGAACUAAAUGGUGCGGGAAAGGUGAUCUAGCUCAAUGCUAUGAAGAUUUAGGAGAUGAUCAUGAACUAGAUGCAUGUUGUAGGGAUCAUGAUUGUUGCCCCUUUAUGAUCCCUCCAUUCUCUAACAGAUUUGGAGUAUUUAACUACAGAUUCCAUUCCCUCAUCCACUGUGACUGUGACCAAAGGUUCCGUGGGUGUCUUCGGCAGUCUGAAUCUUCAAUGGCGAAUAUGAUUGGAAAAAUAUACUUCAAUAUCCUCGGUAGCAAGUGCUUUGAGUUUCAGGAAACGGAAGUUUGUGCGGAACGCUCUUGGUGGGGCCGUUGUCAGAGAUAUGAAAAUCAAACCCUUGCGGCCGUUCGAAGUCAAGUAUCAUUUAUUGAUAAAGAUGGCAAUGAGGAUUAUGCUGUUGUUAACGACAAAACUGACAGGCGAUAACUUGAUAUUGAUUGAACAGAGUGAAACAUAUACCUCUUAAUUAUUUUAUAUUUUUCUUUACUUUGUUUAUAUUCAUUUUAUCAUCAUCUUCCGAAAAUAGUGCGGAGAUAUAACUCAUGUAAAUUGUUAUUUCAUUCUUCUUCAAAGCAUCUUGAAAAUUUGUCUUUUUUUAAAUCUCUUACUUAUUAAAAUAUAAACCUAUCUUACAUCAAUAUAAAAACGUUAUGUUCAAUCGGCUAGCGAGUCAGUUCUUUGGAAAGAUUACCAUUUUUAAAGUAAAAUGUAUUGAUGUACGUUUGCAUAUCAACUACUGCUCUACUAACGUGUUAGCAUUAUUGUGGUCUACUACUGUUGUUUCACUUCUGAAAAUGUAUGAUAUUUUGUUCAUGAAAUAAGCAAUAACUCAGGUUUAACUUUCAUUUAUAUUAAGGUCAAUUAGUAAAUAAUAAUGCUGACAUUUAAAGAGCAGGUAAAACAAUAAAACAUUUCAAUGUACAUAUUUUAUAUUUCAUGUUUAUUUGUUAAAUGAUGUGUUAUGUUUGCACAGUAAUAUUGGUAGACUUAUAGUUAUGUUCCACCCCCCUUCCGAAAUGUAUAUUAAAUUGCACAUGUCAACCAAUGUAUUUGUUCCUCCGUAGACUAAACCUUGUCACAACAAUGUUAAGAGAACGCUUUGCCUACUGUCCAAAUAUUAAUGAAAGUUUUGUCAUUUAGAUUACCCCUAAUGAUUUUGGUGUGAGUAUGUCUAAUUUGUAGGUCACCGAGACAUUGAGUAACCAUUCUAGAAACAGAAUUUUCCUCAGCAAAUUACCCUAUUGACCAUUACCGGUCUGUUUGUCAAAUGUCAAGGUCACGGUUGUCAGACCACCUUGAGCAAAAGAGACAAAUCAAUUCGGCCAAAAAUUAUCAGAUUUGGUUGGUAGAUUUGUGAUUUAAAUUUAAGCUGAGGUCAGUAAACAGAAGGGCAUGGUUACAGUGUUUUGGUCACACACAUGAAUUGUCUGACCGGUAAGCAAAGAAUUUUUCAUCACAUAACACGGGGACGGUGACUAUGAUAUAGAUAAAAAAAACUAUUGAUAUUUGGGCCAAAGGUCAAGGUCCUUUUCACAAAGUUUUUCCAAUUGAUAAUUAAAGAACUCUUUGAUCUUUGGUCUUCAGAUCUAGAUGGGGAUGUUGGUACUAAACUUUAUAAUUACUCUUACUUUUUGUGUACUUAUUUUAAGCCAGUAAGUAGGUCAUGAUUGCCACGCUAAGUUUUCUUCUGAGGUUCCAAGGUACUAUUCAAUUAUAUGCUUAAUUUAAAUUGCCUGAUUUAAAAAAACGUGUUUCUAUGUUGCCAUAGUGAGAUUUUUAUUUUACGUUUUCUUUUAAUUUAUAUUACAUUGACGGCAAAGGACAUUUGGAUGCAUAUUCAAAGCACAUAAGAUUUCUGAAGGAUAUAAAAUAUUAAAUUGUCCCUAAUGCAUAAUUUUUUUUAAUAUUUCAGGCUUUAUAAAUAUUUGUGUUUUAGCGCGAAAUACAGUAAAAAUAUAAGCAAAAACCUGGGCCAGAUUGUGUCGCCAUAUUGUGUUUUUUAAAAGUUUGAACGGGUAAUAAAUUAUGUCUAUAUAUGUUUAUUUUAAUAAAUGUUAUAAUGUGAA